UCCAAGCUUAAAUAUUGCAGCAAACUAAAAACCAACCAUCAGACCCGAUUCAUUCACAUCUGCUCAGUGGGGCGACAAGGACAGGGCUUUAGGUGGGAAAGAGGGCAGAAAAAAGUUCACUUUCCCCUGCCGGGUGCCAAGAGAACGGGACAGGACUCAACUUUGCCGGAGCCGCAGCUGUGUGUCCCUCCCUGCCCCACCCUUCAUUCUGCAGUGCUACGGACCGAUCAUGGGCGACUGGAGCUUUCUGGGUAAUAUUCUAGAGGAAGUCAACGAGCACUCUACGGUGAUCGGCCGGGUGUGGCUCACAGUGCUCUUCAUCUUCCGUAUCCUAAUCCUGGGCACGGCGGCAGAGUUCGUGUGGGGCGACGAGCAGUCCGACUAUGUUUGCAACACGCAGCAGCCUGGAUGCGAGAACGUGUGCUAUGACGAGGCCUUCCCCAUUUCCCACAUCCGCCUGUGGGUGCUGCAGAUCAUCUUUGUGUCCACGCCGUCUCUUGUGUAUGUUGGCCACGCUGUGCACCAUGUCCACAUGGAGGAGAAACGCAAGGAACGAGAGGAGGCAGAGCUUAGCCGGCAACAGGAACUGAGCGAGGAGCGUCUGCCCCUGGCACCUGACCAGGGAAGUGUCCGCACAACUAAGGAGACGAGCACCAAAGGUAGCAAGAAGUUUCGCCUGGAAGGCACCCUGCUGAGGACCUACAUUUGCCACAUCAUCUUCAAGACACUAUUUGAAGUGGGCUUUGUGGUAGGCCAAUACUUUCUUUACGGAUUUCGCAUCCUGCCGCUGUACAAAUGCAGCCGCUGGCCAUGCCCCAACACGGUGGACUGCUUUGUGUCUCGCCCAACGGAGAAGACUGUCUUCAUCAUCUUCAUGUUGGCCGUGGCCUGUGUCUCGCUCUUCCUCAACUUUGUGGAGAUCAGCCACUUGGGUCUGAAGAAGAUACGCUUUGUCUUUCGCAAGCCAGCCCCAGCCCCAGCCCAAGGCGAGGGUGCAGUCCCGCUAACGCCACAAGGAAAAGGUCUGCCCCCGCUGGCUGUCCCCGCUUUGCAGAGAGCAAAAGGCUACAAGUUGUUAGAGGAGGAAAAAGUUCCUCCUGCAACGCACCUCUACCCUCUGGCUGAAGUCGGCAUGGAGGCUGGAAGAGGGACCCCACCCUUCCAGGCUCUAGAGGAGAAGGCUGAGGAGGUGCUGCCCAUGGAGGACAUCUCUAAGGUGUACGAUGAGAGUCUGCCUACCUACAGCCAAACAACCGAGACAGCGGGGGUGACGUUACAUGAAGAAGAGACUGAGGAAGUGCCACCACCAGAGGUGGAAGCAGAGAGAAUAGAGGAAGGUCUAGAUGAGGAUGCGGAGAUAGAGGAUGCCGUGAACGCAGAGGUGGUAACCCCUGCUGAGGCAGAGGUGGAGGCGACGGAUACGAUAGAAGACACCAGACCACUGAGUCGACUGAGCAAAGCAAGCAGCAGGGCCAGAUGUGUGCCUUAUACGCAGAGCUCAUACUGUUGAUGCUGACAAGGUUGGGAUGUGAACAAGUAUUUCUCACAUAGAGGAGGCAACUUUGUCCCCUUUGUGACCCCCCCCUCCCACCACCACCACCACCACCAUCACCACCACCCAUCCCAUUCUCUGCACACCUUCAUGAUCCAAUGCCAACACAAGUUAAAAGUGUACAAUGAUGUUAUGCACCAAGGAUGACACUGGGUCUUUUUUACAUUAAUAUGACUGGUAAUGUAUGAUUUUUUUUGUACUUGGAAACUGUUGCAUUACCUGUAUGUUUGUAAGAAGACACAAUGAUUAAUAUUCGGAGAGAAAAAAACAAAUCGUUUUUACUAACUUGUAGUCUUCUCUGCUGAUAGAUUAUUUUGAAAUGUGAAUAAAUACAAUAAAAAUGUCA
Molecule: messenger RNA, 1898 nt
Organism: Fundulus heteroclitus (mummichog)
Lineage: Eukaryota; Metazoa; Chordata; Actinopteri; Cyprinodontiformes; Fundulidae
Product: gap junction alpha-8 protein
Exons: 3
Coding region: 230-1510 (426 amino acids)
Biological process (GO): cell communication
Cellular component (GO): connexin complex
Source: RefSeq, a predicted model, not a curated record